Molecule: messenger RNA, 2639 nt
Organism: Chilo suppressalis (striped riceborer)
Lineage: Eukaryota; Metazoa; Arthropoda; Insecta; Lepidoptera; Crambidae
Source: the annotation of a GenBank genome assembly
AUAGCGAUCAAUUAUUCACAAUUGUUAUUUGUUAAACAAAUAGCUGAUCCUGACCCAGCAACCGACAUUUUAUCGGUCAGAUAAGGCUACGCCAUUGCUUUAAUUGUCACAAACAAGAUAAAAAGUGUUUACUCGUCGACUCGAGCUCCGACUGUACUUCAUUAACGACAGUAGGCGAAGUUAAUACGAAUGAGUCGCAUACUGAGCCGGAAUUUGUUAGUUCUGCAACGCUCGCGAGUACUCAUCAUGGCUCGAAGUGCAUCCUCUUUUCUUAUUCAGGAACCAAAAUAUUCUUUCCUUAAAGAAUUAGGGCUGAAAGAAAAGAAUGUCGGCGUCUUCAACGGAAAGUGGGAAGCCAACGGUGAAGUUAUUCAGUCGGUCAGCCCCGCUAAUGGGAAGGUGAUAGCUGAAGUGCAAGCGGCUAGUUCGAGUGACUACGAGAACAGUGUAGCAGCCGCCCAGGAAGCAUGGCACCUGUGGGGGGAGAUGCCAGCGCCGGCGCGGGGCGAGAUCGUCAGGCAGAUAGGAGACGCGUUGCGAGAGAAGCUGCAGCCGCUAGGCCAGCUCGUCUCUUUAGAGAUGGGUAAGAUCCUUCCCGAAGCAAUAGGGGAAGUUGUAGAAUACAUUCACGUGUGUGAUCUGGCGCUCGGGCUGUCCAGGACGCUUCCUGGCACGAUCUUCCCGUCCGAGCGUCCAGGACACGUCCUCAUAGAGAAAUGGAACCCGCUUGGUUUGAUCGGUAUCAUCACAGCGUUUAACUUCCCUGUUGCUGUAUUCGGAUGGAAUAGCGCCAUUGCUAUGGUAUGUGGAGACGUCAGUGUAUGGAAACCUUCAGACACCACUCCACUGACAGCCGUAGCUGUUACCAAGAUCGUGGAGGGCGUACUGAAGAAGAACAACCUUCCCGGCGGGAUCGCAUCGCUUUGCGUCGGCGGCAAGGACAUCGGCCAACACAUAGCCAAAGACAACCGAGUGAAACUGGUCUCUUUCACUGGCAGCACUGCUGUUGGUCAACAGGUGGGCGUGGAGGUGCAGCGUCGAUUCGGACGCCACCUGCUGGAGUUGGGCGGCAACAACGCCAUCGUAGUGAACGCGGACGCUAAUCUCGAGCUGCUCCUCAACGCUGCACUCUUCGCCUGCGCCGGAACCGCAGGCCAGCGCUGCACCACCACCCGGAGGCUGCUGGUACACAACAAGGUAUACAAGGACGUGGUGUCCCGGCUGAAGAAAGCUUUCGCGGGCGUAGUAAGCAGGAUCGGUGACCCGCUGGCGUCGGAGACUCUCAUCGGGCCGCUGCACACGCCCGCUGCUGUGGACGCGUACAAAAGGACUGUCGCUGAUGUGGUCAAGCAAGGCGGAACUAUCGAGUUCGGAGGAAAGGUGAUGGAACGCGAGGGUUACUUCGUGGAGCCGACCAUCGUGACUGGCCUACCUCACGACUCACCGCUGGUGCAGUCCGAGUGUUUCGCCCCCAUAGUGUACUGCAUCCCGGUGCCGGACCUCGACACUGGCAUUAAGUACAACAACGAGGUCGACCAGGGACUCUCCUCCAGUUUGUUCACGGAGAACAUGGGUGACGUAUUCAAGUGGAUCGGACCGCACGGCUCCGACUGCGGCAUAGUGAAUGUGAACAUUCCCACGAACGGCGCGGAGGUAGGCGGCGCGUUCGGCGGCGAGAAGGCGACGGGCGGCGGCCGCGAGUGCGGCUCCGACUCCUGGAAGAGCUACAUGCGUCGCUCUACUGUCACCAUCAACUACUCGGGCGCUAUCAAACUGGCGCAGAACAUCAAAUUCGGGGACGAGUAACGAUGUAAUACUGAGAACAAAUGCAUAUUAAAGACUUUGUCAAGCAGAACGCCUACUUGGCGCGCGUUAGUGCGCUAACUUGACGCCGCACUAUGACGCUAAGAUGUGAUGUACUACCAUGGUAAAAACCGUCAAACAGACUGCCAGCGUUUGCAGUACGCGACGCUCUGUCGCGGCGUUAUGAGGCUUUAACGCCGGGCGUUGUAUUUUUUACAAAUUUAAUAUUAGCGUCCGAGUAAAUACUUGUUAAAAUAAAUAGAAUUAAUUAGAAAAUACCCAUGCUUAUAUAAUACGAAGAAUUGUUUGUAUAAAAUAUAUCAAUCAAGUCAUGCACCCAUACUCUUUUUCUCUGUGACCGUGAUAAAGCAUAUAAAAGUAAUAUUUUUUCCACAUCUGAAUCACUCGACAUCUCCAUAACAAACAAACUUUUCUCAUCUAUCGAUCUUCACUACGCUUUGGCGAAUGGUACGUUACGUCUAGGAGCGUUGGGCUAAUCUAGACAAUUUGUGUGACAUGAAAAGAACGUGACGUUAAAAAGCUACGCUAUAACGCUACUACGCAGCGCUAAGUACGCGUUCUGUUUGACAAAGCCUUAAGCCUCUUAUCGCGACCACUAGUGGCUCGGGCAAGCGCACAUUGGGCUACUAAACGCCGCUAGAGGCGGACACUCGAACGAUUAGUUUAUAUACUAUACAAAAUGUAUGAAAAACUCGACCGUAGCUUGUACGCUAGCUUUUACUGAUAAUAAAUAACGCUGCGACUGUUCAUAUAAGUAUUAUGGUUAAGAUACAUUGCGCUGCUCCAUAGUCGCCAUCAACUACUCGGGCGCUAUC